CGGGAUGAUUUACUUAAGAGCGGGAGAAAGAAUAGCGAUUACUGUUCAGUGAUCAGUGACUGAAGCCAUGAGCAGUUUGUUAUCGAUGAUAAGAGAGACGGCGCGAAGGAGCAUCAUUAGUACUUCAUCACACUGCAGCUCAGGGUGACUCACCAUGACGACAGAGCUAGGUGAAGCCCAGCCCACAGAGGCGGAGUCUUUCCCUGAAGCUGCCAACCACUCCACACCGAAACAGGGUGAGAAGGGUGGGGUGUCCCAAGCUCAGGGCUCCUCGGCAGAGGACUCAUCCAGUAACCUGUCGUCAAGCAGCUGGAUUGCUCGCUCUCCUGCUAGAAACCCACUGAGCUUUAGAACAAUGCAGGCCAGAGUGACCCUGCUAGAUGGCUCCAUGUUCACCUGCACCGUGGAGAAACGAGCUCGAGGUCUGCAGCUGUUUGAGAAGGUUUGUGAACACAUAAACCUGCUAGAGAGAGACUACUUCGCUUUGUCCUUCAGAGAUGCUGACAAUAACAAGAACUGGUUGGAUCCAGGAAAGGAGAUGAAGAAGCAGGUCAGAGGUGUUCCCUGGAACUUCUCUUUUAAUGUGAAGUUUUACCCUCCUGAUCCUGCACAGCUGUCUGAGGACAUCACCAGGUACUUCCUGUGUCUCCAGCUCAGACAGGAUAUAGUUUCUGGUCGUCUUCCUUGUUCGUUUGCAACUCACACCAUCCUCGGCUCCUACACAGUCCAAUCAGAGCUUGGAGACUAUGAUCCCGAUGACUGUGGUGCAGACUACAUCAGUGAAUUGUGCUUUGCUCCGAAUCAAACUAAAGAAAUGGAAGAGAAGAUCACAGAGCUGCACAAAACCUACAGAGGAAUGACUCCAGCUGAAGCAGAGAUGCAUUUCCUGGAAAAUGUAAAGAAACUUUCCAUGUAUGGAGUCGACCUCCAUCAUGCAAAGAUGAUAGGAAGCGGCUUUGUUUGCCUGUCUUCAGCUAAGUCAGAGGACUCAGAGGGUGUGGCCAUUAUGCUGGGUGUGUGCAAUAGUGGUCUGCUGGUCUACAGAGAUAGACUGAGGAUCAACAGGUUCUCGUGGCCAAAGAUCCUGAAGAUUUCGUACAAAAGAAACAACUUCUACAUCAAGAUCCGACCAGGAGAGUUCGAGCAGUUUGAGUCCACCAUUGGUUUUAAGCUGUUCAACCAUAGAGCUGCUAAGAGACUCUGGAAGGUGUGUGUGGAACAUCACUCCUUUUUCAGGCUAUUAUCACCAGAAGAAACUCCUAAGAAGUUCCUGACUCUGGGUUCAAAGUUUCGUUACAGCGGUCGGACUCAGAUUCAGAGUCGCAGAGCCAGUGCUCAGAUAUCCAGACCAGCACCGCAUUUCCCACGAUGUAUCAGCAAGAGGAGCAUGUUGAGCCGCAGUUUAGAUGGAGCUUCACAGACUGGACCUACCUCCUCUCCGAUUGUCUCUCAAGCCAUCACAGCUUCCCCAAAAGUCAAUGGUGGCACUCACACAGAUAUGGGUUCUGGGCUGUAUGGAGCAUCUAAAGCCAUCGCCAUCAGUGACCUCAUCACAACAGUAACACCUGAGAAGAGAAUGGAAGAGAGCAGUGAAGUUCAAGUUGAGGAGGUGCAGGAAGUGGAGAAUGUGAAUGAAAUGGAGCAAGAGGAGGAGGAAGAGGAAGAGGAAAACAAAGAAACAGAGAUUUCACAGCAGAGUACUCUCACUCCUCAGAAAAUAGACACCAAAACUGAGCUAACUGAUACUGCUGUGGACGAAGACCUGACAGCUACUGAGUCUGACCAAGAUGAAGAUUUGAAAACUCAGGGUAGUCCUGAGGAGAUGCAGAAACCUCAGAGCACCAUCAGCGCCCUCAGACGCUCCUUUUUAGAGGGAGGAGAAGGAGAAGGAGGAGGAAUGACAGAGUGGGAGAAGCGUCUGGCCUCGUCACCUCUCCGAAGGGUCGAUGACUCCCCAAUGAUUGAACCUCUGGAGCCCGAUGAGGAGGGCGGGUUCAUGACAAACCAAGCUCCUCCUCGGCCAUUCAAAAAGAAGAGCUACACAGUGGGGCAGACUUACUGCACAGUCUCUGGCAGGGUUUUUACCAUGACGAUCAUGGAUGACAGCUCUGAUGCUACCAUGACAACAGCAAGUGUCAAACCCUGCCAACAAGUUCAACACAUUUCACAGCUCACUGCUGACGAUGACAUCACAGAGGGACCGCUGAUUGCCAUCCCUGAGGUAAAGACUCCGACUUCACCUUCGGACCUGCCAGCUGUUGACAACAGACAAAUGAUUAGUGUGGCUGAAGGUCUCGACUUCUGUGGGGCCAGAGUCUCUGUGAAGUCCUUCCCUGCCACCCCUACAUCCUCACUGGACAAGCUAAGCCCCAUCUCUGGCAGGAAAUCACCUUUCAUGGCAGCAGUGCCUAAACCUACAUUUGAUGAUAUGUCUCCUGAGCUGACAGCUCUGCUGAAAUCAGCCAGAGAGCAACAAACCUUCAGAGAACACGACCUGCUCAAGACUUCAGAGAAGGUGGAGACAAUAAUGCUGGUGACAGAGCCACAUGACGAGGACGAGGCAAUGGUGGACCAGCAAAAGGUAGCAAAAGAAAGUCAUGUGGGCAUGCCCUUUAGUAAUCUACCAGCCAACCCAGCAGGUGUUGACGAUAGCACACAGCAAUGGGCCUGUGACAGUUUUAAUGAUGGUCGGGCUAAUAGUCCAACAAGUGAUGAUGAUGAUGAUGAUGAUAUUAGCUACGAGCCCAGCAGCCAGGCUAGCGAUGACAAUGCUAGUGAGAUUAGUGAGGAUGCCGUCAGUGUGCUGGUACAGGCAGCAGUGGAGGAGGCCAUCGAAGCUGCAGUCAGAGAGACUCAGGCCCCCAACGCUAAUGACACUAAUCAGGAUAACAUUAACAACAAGAUAGCAGUUAGCUUUUGUGAACAGGAGCAAGCUAGCUCUGUCCUGGACUCUCAAACACCUGGGACUCUGCAUUACACUGACAACGAAGACUCAGACGACUCACAGGAAGAUGAAGGAGGGUGGCAGUUUGAAGAAAACUCCCCUCCGCCCUCUUUACUCCAUCCCACAUCCAGGCACUUGGCCCAUCAGAUGCAACCAUCUGCCCACAGGGAUGACGAUGAGUUCAAACCACUACAGGAGAGCCAAGUAGAAUCUGAUACUCCUGCUGGUCUGCUGCUGAGCUCACACAGCUACACUACCGAGACCUCCAACACCACUACCACCACUCACAUCACCAAGAUGGCAAAAGGGGGGAUUUCUGAAACCAGAAUAGAAAAGAGGAUUGUGAUUUCUGGAGAUACAGAAGUUGACCACAACCAGGACUGAAUCUGGACGCCCAAGGGGUUUAGUAUAGAGUGCAUUGCCAGAAACAAAACUGUUGGCUGCAGCAUCCACCGAGCAUGGAUGAACUGAGGAUUUGGACACACAUUCAUGCAUGGACACACAUAUAUACAGCAUCGCCUGCCUAUCUCACAGGGGGUGGAACCAAUGGCUGAGUUAGCAUUAGUUCGAUAGUGUGACUAGAUGAGUAGAUUUAACUGAAAGUUUCACAUGCAGCGCAGAGAUGGGAGAGAAAGACGUGUUUCCAUAGCAACAGACAACCUACACUGGACCUUCACUAUGAAUCAGCUUCUGAAGCAUUUACUUAUAUAAGCCUUCCCCCACAUCUCAUUCCCCAACACUCUAAGGUGGGCAUCUGAUUGGCUAGCUGACUCAGGUGUGCUUGCUCCUCUAUUGUUGGGAGACAGCAGCUUUUCAAAACAUUUAGCCUGACAUCUGAAAGAUAGUGCUUCGAGCUUUACCUGUUGAGAAACUUGAUGCGUACUAUCACCAGCUGAUCAAAACAGUUUCCUGUCUAACAAGAAAAAACAGCUAAAACUCUGCUUUGAAUUUACCCAUAAUGCAAUAGUAAUGUGCCAUUCGCUAAACCUUCCACGAAAAUGACGAUGAAUCAUUCAUGUGUGUGUGUUUUUGAUUUCUGUAUCCAUUUAUUUAUUAAAUUACAAACUGAUCACAGCCCCUGA
Messenger RNA from Maylandia zebra (zebra mbuna), 4026 nucleotides. The record is from RefSeq and is a predicted model, not a curated record. NCBI's taxonomy places the organism in Eukaryota, Metazoa, Chordata, Actinopteri, Cichliformes, Cichlidae.